Molecule: messenger RNA, 747 nt
Organism: Staurois parvus
Lineage: Eukaryota; Metazoa; Chordata; Amphibia; Anura; Ranidae
Source: the annotation of a GenBank genome assembly
CUGAACUCCUCAGGGGAAGCAGACAGCAUUCCGAAAGAAUCGUCCGACACAGAGGAGAUCGAGAGGAAACCUUCUGUCUGUUCCAGGGUGGAGGAAGAUUUUGUCUUCAGAGUGCGUGCUCCAUGUUUCAUAGAGGAACCUCUGCAUCAAGACCUCUCCCAGUUAGCCAUGAUGUGCCUAGAAUAUAACGUUUUCGCUAGUGAGACUUGCUUUGAUGGGAACCCAAGUGCCUGCCGCUUCAUACGGAAGUACCUCUUCCUGCUGGACCUCAAAAGGCUAAAGCGAUGCCUCGCGCUGGUGUACAGUGACGUCCCCAGCAUCUGGGACACUUACGUUGAAGGAUUAAAAGAUCUGGCCCGGUCAGAUCUGGCCGGGGCUUUGGCCAUAGAGAAAGGAGAACUGGUGAACGCUGUGCAGAAACUGAAGGAUAUGGAGCCCUGGGACAGUCCUCUCCUCCUCGCCUAUGUGUCCAGGAUUUACGACAAAUUUGGCGAAUCGGCCGUGCGAUCCUUCCCUAAGUUCUACCCGUCCGUCCUACCGGUGGAUGUUAAGCAUCUUUGCAGGGCGAAUCCGGGGCACUUUUUGGCCUACUUGGACAAUCUCAUCAAGACGAAACCUGAGCAGCAAAGAUUAUCCCUGCUACAGUCUCUUGCUCAACCUGAAUCCUUAAAGCUAGACUGGCUGCAACUGGCAGUUUCCUAUGACGCCCCCCACUCUUCAAGCACUGUUGACAGCACUGGAAACCCC